This is a messenger RNA of Penaeus chinensis, 735 nucleotides long. RefSeq lists its product as uncharacterized. Bases 1 to 735 code for a protein of 244 amino acids. Lineage: Eukaryota; Metazoa; Arthropoda; Malacostraca; Decapoda; Penaeidae. The transcript has a single exon. The record is from RefSeq and is a predicted model, not a curated record.
AUGGUGUGGUUUGGAAGGAAAUGCUGUGGCGUGGUUUGGAAGGAAAUGCUGUGGCGUGGUUUGGAAGGAAAUGCUGUGUGUGGUUUGGAAGGAAAUGCUGUGGUGUGGUUUGGAAGGAAAUGCUUUGCCGUGGUUUGGAAGGAAAUGCUGUGGUGUGGUUUGGAAGGAAAUGCUGUGGCGUGGUUUGGAAGGAAAUGCUGUGUCGUGGUUUGGAAGGAAAUGCUGUGUGUGGUUUGGAAGGAAAUGCUGUGGUGUGGUUUGGAAGGAAAUGCUGUGGUGUGGUUUGGAAGGAAAUGCUGUGGUGUGGUUUGGAAGGAAAUGCUGUGGCGUGGUUUGGAAGGAAAUGCUGUGUGUGGUUUGGAAGGAAAUGCUGUGGUGUGGUUUGGAAGGAAAUGCUGUGGUGUGGUUUGGAAGGAAAUGCUGUGGUGUGGUUUGAAAGGAAAUGCUGUGGCGUGGUUUGGAAGGAAAUGCUUUGUCGUGGUUUGGAAGGAAAUGCUGUGGCGUGGUUUGAAGGAAAUGCUGUGGCGUGGUUUGGAAGGAAAUGCUUUGUCGUGGUUUGGAAGGAAAUGCUGUGGCGUGGUUUGGAAGGAAAUGCUGUGGCGUGGUUUGGAAGGAAAUGCUGUGGCGUGGUUUGGAAGGAAAUGCUGUGGCGUGGUUUGGAAGGAAAUGCUGUGGCGUGGUUUGGAAGGAAAUGCUGUGGCGUGGUUUGGAAGGAAAUGCUGUGGCGUGGUUUGA